AUGAAGUUCACCCUCUCCACCGUCCUCGCUCUCGCGGCUUUCACCAAAGCCGCCGAAGUCACCCUCUUCACGGGCCUCGACUGCGACCCGGCCAACAAAAUCGGCGACACGCUCACCGUUGCCGACGAAUCCGGCAACAACGCGGACGCCAACUUCAAAGACGACAACCAAAAGCCCACCAGCAUGCUCGUCAUCGGCUGGGCGACCGUCCUCCUCAAGAAGAACACAAACGAUAUCUUCGACCAGCCUACCUGCGCGUACUGCGCGAACUACUACACGAAAAACGUCGGUACUGUGGAUGACGGGUGCCACCCUGACGAUGGCCAGAAGUGCGUGAACAUCGACACGGGCUUUGGCAUUGGACAUGUCAAGUUGAUUGCGGAGGGAUCCCCGAGUCCGGCGGAUAUCCCGUGCAGGAACCAUUUGAACCAGUGUGGCUUUCCUGUGCCGCCUGGCAAUGGCUUCUGCGAUCAGUCCCAUUAA
Molecule: messenger RNA, 483 nt
Organism: Didymosphaeria variabile
Lineage: Eukaryota; Fungi; Ascomycota; Dothideomycetes; Pleosporales; Didymosphaeriaceae
Exons: 2
Coding region: 1-483 (160 amino acids)
Source: RefSeq, a predicted model, not a curated record